Mauremys mutica (yellowpond turtle) is the source of this 1723-nucleotide messenger RNA. Its product is annotated as serine-rich adhesin for platelets-like. The record is from RefSeq and is a predicted model, not a curated record. The transcript is spliced from 3 exons. The coding region runs from base 191 to 1723 and encodes 510 amino acids. NCBI's taxonomy places the organism in Eukaryota, Metazoa, Chordata, Testudines, Geoemydidae.
GAUAUAACAGUUUACACCCAACAGAAUUAAAUAUACAGCAGACAGAAACAAUCACAGAACCAGACAGAGAUUAUACAGACAAACAACAGGGAAGUGGAGUCUACAGUGACAGAACAAUACAGAAAGGAGGAUUUUACACCCCAGCUAUUGAUAGGAAGCCUCAACGGCAUCUAGUGUCACGACAAAAGACAUGUCCACAGGAGUGUAUGAGAGUACAACCCUUCCCACCACUUUUGACCCUACCACAGAUAUUGCAUUCGGGAGUACAGACACCAUAGGCCAGAGCACCAUGGAGAAGUCAAGUCCUCCCGCUCUUGACACUACACCUAAGGGGGGCAUCACUGAUGGAACUGAGAGCACCACCAGCCUCUUUUUCUCAAGUCCAUCAGCUGAGACAACCUCGGAAAAUGAAACGCCACAUUCUCAGACGACGAGUGUCACUGAGACCUCCAGCCAAUUUGAGAUCAACACACCUGAGUCCCUGCCAACUAGAGACUCAGUCACAACCAUCCGACUCUCCAGUAAAUCUUCUGGUACUGUAAGUCCAAAGGAUGCCUUCACAACUGCAGAAAACACAACUGUUGUGUCACACAUCAGCAAGCCUACUGGAACGACAACUGGAGAAGACGCGACAGGAAUAGCAGAGACCAGCACGGAUCUCUUCCACCCCACUAUGUCAUCUGAGUCCACAAAAGAGUCCACAACAACAGGUACAAGUGCAACUACAGUGGCUGGAAGCUCCCUCUCUGCUGAGACCACCACUGGCUCUGUAACUAGUCCCCUCCCUGCAGAAACAUCGACAACUCCAAGCGAUGCAACUGCUGGGACACCCAGCACUAUGCAAACAAUGGGACCUACUUCGGCAGCGGAAAGUGCUACCCCGCUUCAUACUACACUUAAGGUGGGCACCACUGCUGGAACUGAGAGCACCACCGGCCUCUUUUUCUCAAGUCCAUCAGCUGAGAGCACUACUGAAAAGGCAACGCCACCUUCUCAGACAACGAGUGUCGCUGAGACCUCCAGCCAAGCAGAGAUCACAUCUGAGUCCCUAACAAGUAGAGACACUAUCACAACCCUUCCACUCUCCAGUAACCCUUCUGUUACUGCAACUCCAAGGGACACCUUCACAACAGCAGAAAGCAACAUCGCUGUGCCACACACCAGUUCACCUGCUGGGACGACUACUGCAGAAGACACCACUAGAGUAGCAGACACCAGCACAGUUUCCUUCCAUCCCACUACGUCAUCUGAGUCCACAAAAGAGUCUGCAAGCAAAUCUACUUCCAUGACAGACUCGUCUCAGACGACUUCCCAGACUGAUAGGACCUUAAGUGUUGGGAGCAGCCCGCCAGAGAAUUCAUUUGUAAGCACCGCAGAGAGCACUACGACAUCAGCUACGCCUACCGGAGCAAGUACCUCGAUAGAAAGGGAAAUAUCCACAGUUCUCCCAGGAAUCAGUAGUCCCCAGGCAACAGCUGAAACUUUGGGCACCACUAAUGCACCAGGAGAAACCACAACUGUCUCUCCUGCAAUUCCAUCAGGCAGGUCCACAGAGAUGUCCAGAAGAACAUCUCUUCCCACCACUUUUGCGCCUCUCGCCGCUACUACAGAGGGCAGCUCAGGCACCGUAGCACAGAGUAUGGUGCAAAAAUCAAGCCCUAGCACCUCUACUCUAGCACAGACCAGCACCUCUGAAGACAACUCCAGACUUCUUUCCUUCUAG